CCAAACGCUACAAAGUCACUGAAUUUCACACUGAAAGCUCUCCAGAAAGCGCAAGGACUUCAGUUUCAAUCUAACUUUCCCCUUUCGUUGCUCCCAGCCACAUACGAUAGGGGCUUAGGGUCGUAUUAGCUCAUCACGACGCAGGACAUCGCCAUGACUGGCGCUAAGGAUGUCGUCACGCUGGUUCCGGGCGCGACGCAUGCUGGUGCAGGAGAGGCCCCUUUCGUUAGAACUAGCUUCCAAAACGAUAUGCGCACGAGCUUUGGCCGCUCCUCCGCCACCGACGGCCCCAUGAAGGUGGAUGCGGCGGUGCCGCCUGCGCUUGCAGCCGCGGUGCAGCCAAUUGAUCGCGGCCCCGCAGCUGCCGCCAGCUCGCUGGGCCCCGCCGCCUCGCAGGAGCUGUCCCGCGCCAUGCUGUCCAGCUGGCAGUACCGCGUGUCCGGCAAGGCGGCGGUGGCGGAGCUGCUGCAGGAGUGCGCCGCCGAGCACAUUGCCUGCGGCGGGCCUCGCGGCGUGGAGGAGGUGGCGGUGCGCCACAUCCGGCGCCACGACAUUGACUCGGAUUCCAUCUACGUCGUAGACCUGGCAUCGCCCUUCCGCCUGUUCAAGGCCUGGCGCGCCGCCAUGCCGCGUGUGCUGCCCUACUACGCUGUCAAGUGCUACCCCGAGCCCGCUAUCCUCAAGCUGCUCAUGGCGCUGGGCGCCGGCUUCGACUGCGCCAGCAAGGGCGAGCUGGACAUGAUGCUCAAGCUGGGGGUGUCGCCCGGCCGCAUCAUCUUCGCGCACCCCUGCAAGCGCGGCGCCGACUUCCGCUACGCGCGCGAGCACGGCAUCACUUACACCACCUUUGACAGCAGCUCCGAGCUGCACAAGAUUGCGGAGAUGGACCCGGAGUUCAAGUGCGUGCUGCGCAUCCGCGCGGACGACCCCGGGGCGCGUGUGCCGCUGGGCCUCAAGUACGGCGCUGAGGUGGAGGAGGCGGCGGGGCUGCUGGCGGAGGCCAAGCAGCUGGGGCUGGAGGUGGUGGGCGUGUCGUUCCACGUGGGCAGCGCCGCCAAGAACCUGGCCACCUUCACAAACGCCAUCGCCAACGCGCGCAAGGUGUUUGACGACGCCGCCGGCAUGGGCUUCAAGAUGGAGCUGCUGGACAUUGGCGGCGGCUUCACCGGCCACUUCGACGAGUGCGGCAACGUCAUGUUUGGCGAGAUCGCCAACACCAUCAACGCCGCACUCGCCACCUACUUCCCGCCGGGCGGCGAUCUGGGCGACGUGCGCGUCAUCGCCGAGCCGGGCCGCUACUUCGCCGAGACCAGCAGCACCCUCAUGACGGUGGUGAUCGGGCAGCGCGACCGGCCGCAGAAGGACGGCUCCACGCACAAAGACUACUGGCUCACGGACGGACUGUACGGCAGCUUCAACUGCAUCGUGUACGACGGCCAGAACCCGGAGUGGCGCAUCGUGCGGUCGCCCAUCCUGCCCGACCCCGCCGACGCCAAGACCACCUACGUGUCCACGUUGUGGGGCCCCACCUGCGACUCCGCCGACGUGGUGUACAAGGACGUGGCGCUGCCGGAGCUGCGCAACGGCGACUGGCUGCUGUGGCCCAACGCCGGCGCCUACACGGUGGCGGGCGCAUGCGACUUCAACGGCAUCGAGUUCACCACACCCAUGAAGGUGUAUGUGUGGAGCGACAUCGCGGUGGACGUCGAGGUGCCGGAGGCGGACAGCAAGGCCGAGCAGGCCGCGGAGGGGGCCCAGUAGUAGGUGCGCGGCGCGUGAGCGAGUACUUGCUUUUGUAUGUGUGGGUGCGAGGGGGUGAACAAACAGAGGUAUUAUUUGCUAUCGCUAUUCAGGCGGGCGCCAAGUAUUUGCAUCACAGGUUCCGCCCUGCGUUAGACCCGACCAGGAUGGUGGCCGUGCACGUUCCGAGCGGUGCCUGUGCUCCUUACUCCUUAGAGCGCCAUGCCGCCGUGGUGCGAAAUGAAGGAAGCACGCGCGAGUAUACAUAUGCGGCCAUGGUCCGCCCAGCCCUGCGUGCGUGCUAACGGCACGGCCGUGGUCAGGGAAGGUCUCGGUCUUCUGUUUCAUGCUUUGGUGAUGGACUUCGUCGGAUGCGGAGAUGAUUAGGCGUUCACUAGUAGGCAAUGCAUGGGCGUGCAGUAUUCUUUGUGAGGCGGGUGCGAGGCGCGUGUUAGAUCAAUCCUCGUGUGGAUGGCGGCGUGGGGGUACGGUCAGUCCCGCCCCUGCCAGGGGUUGAGGCAGGUUGAGGAGCCUUGGGAAAGAGGCACGGUGUAGGUGCGAAACGAGGAGGGGUCGGUGGCGGGGAGAGAGGUGUGCGGCAGGAGGUACCCUAGUGAAGUUGUUGCAGGGGCGCCGCAGGGGCCAGUCGCGCUUGUGAGCCGGCAACUGUGCUGCUGCGGUGUCACGGUGGCAUCGGGCUGCGGGGGUCGGCCCUGGGGUGAUGCGGGGCAAAGCUGGUGCAAGCGUGGCAAGCAGCAGCAGCGUGGCUGGGAUGGAGCUCCCCUGGGCUGCGUAGAUCUCGCAGAUGUUACAUCGAGGAGA
Molecule: messenger RNA, 2562 nt
Organism: Chlamydomonas reinhardtii
Lineage: Eukaryota; Viridiplantae; Chlorophyta; Chlorophyceae; Chlamydomonadales; Chlamydomonadaceae
Exons: 13
Coding region: 154-1761 (535 amino acids)
Cellular component (GO): cytoplasm
Molecular function (GO): ornithine decarboxylase activity
Source: RefSeq, a predicted model, not a curated record